AUGAAGGAGGAGCAUUGGAUUGACCGAGUGAGGUGUGAGGCGCAGACACUAUUGGGAUAUGCUGCUAGGGAGUUUGCCAUACAGGGAGUUAAGCCUGGAGAAUUGGCGAUUAUUUCCAAACAGGGAGAUGGAAUAAACAAGAGAACCAGGAAGAAGAGCAUGCCAUGGAUUCUGUGUAGCAAUGUAGCUCCUUAUGAACGCCCCACACUUAGCAAGGCAUACCUGUUUCCCGAGGGGGCUGCAAGACUUCCAGGAUUUUAUGUAUGUGUUGGAAGUGGAGGGGAGAGACUGCUCCCUGAGUAG
Molecule: messenger RNA, 303 nt
Organism: Ilex paraguariensis (yerba mate)
Lineage: Eukaryota; Viridiplantae; Streptophyta; Magnoliopsida; Aquifoliales; Aquifoliaceae
Source: the annotation of a GenBank genome assembly